UGCUGGCGGUUAACUGAAGAGGCGCUGUUAAAAUCAGCUGUAAAGGCAGUGCUCAAGAUUUGGAAUUGGCGUCUGUGUGUUUUGUUUACUUAAUUUCAUAAUUUAUUUACAAUAUGGAAUUGCCGGCACGCAUUGUUUAUGUGUGCAGUCUGUGUCUACGACAAUAUGAUUUGCUGGAGGAUCUGCGUGGCCACAUGAUGUUCUUCCAUGGUUAUAAACCGUUGCCCACAUCAGGAGUUAAGCAGUUAAAUGCCAAGCAAACAGAGACUCAGCUGUCCAAAAGAGUCUCAAUGCCGCCACCAUCGCCAUCGCCACCUGCGGAGCUACAACCAAUGCCCUUCAAGGACUUUCGCUUGGCGCUGCGCGUGAACAUGCGAGUGCCCUGCACUGAGAUCACUGGAUGCGUUUACAAAUUCGAGGAUGCCAACAAACAGACGCUGCAUGGCAAGUGCCACAAGGGUGAGACUUAUAGCUGCAGCGAGUGCGGACUGGAGCAAGCAAACUGGCGACGCUGCUCGGCGCAUCUGUGGAAGGAGCAUCAAAUCGAUGUGGAUUUGCUGCAAUGUCCCGUGGCAGGUUGCGACUACAAGUCGCCGCUAUCAGCCCUCGUCUGGCGGCAUAUGCGGGUACAUAAGAAGUGGCGGACCAGAGUUUUGCGACGCGAAUUGUGGCGACGUCGCAUCCAGAAGCAGCAGCAACAACAACAGCAACUGCUGCUGGACGAGGCAACCAACAGCCAGGCGCCAUUGCAGCCUGCAGCAGAGGUGAAGAAGAACAAAUACUAUGCGGAAAAGACUUGUGAGAUUUGCCAGCAGAAGUUCGUCAAUGGCAAAACGCUAUCGAAACAUGUGAAGACAGUGCACAACAAAAUCAAACCCUUCAUAUGCAACGUGUGUGGCAAGAAGACAGCGCGCAAAGCUAGCUUAAUCAUACACAUGCGACAGCAUACAGGAGAGAAGCCUCUAAAGUGUGAGCACUGCAAAUUUGCCACUCGAGAUCCCAGCUCGCUGUUCAAGCAUCGUCAGCGGCAUUUAAAGGAUGCAACAGCCACAACUGUGCCGCCAACUUGUUAGGAUUAA
Messenger RNA from Drosophila sulfurigaster albostrigata, 1079 nucleotides. Its product is annotated as zinc finger protein 449. The transcript has 3 exons. Gene Ontology annotation, biological process: regulation of transcription by RNA polymerase II. Gene Ontology annotation, molecular function: DNA-binding transcription factor activity, RNA polymerase II-specific; RNA polymerase II transcription regulatory region sequence-specific DNA binding. NCBI's taxonomy places the organism in Eukaryota, Metazoa, Arthropoda, Insecta, Diptera, Drosophilidae. Gene Ontology annotation, cellular component: nucleus. The record is from RefSeq and is a predicted model, not a curated record. Bases 114 to 1073 code for a protein of 319 amino acids.